Molecule: messenger RNA, 726 nt
Organism: Penicillium nucicola
Lineage: Eukaryota; Fungi; Ascomycota; Eurotiomycetes; Eurotiales; Aspergillaceae
Product: phosphoribulokinase/uridine kinase family protein
Exons: 1
Coding region: 1-726 (241 amino acids)
Cellular component (GO): cytoplasm
Source: RefSeq, a predicted model, not a curated record
AUGGAAUCCGAGUACUGUCGGCUUGCGGAGACAAUCCGUCAACAGGCUAGCAUCCACCCUAAGUCACGCUACCUCGUCGCCAUCGCCGGUUUCCCGGGGUCUGGGAAGACGACCACAGCUCAGGCGGUCGUCCAGCAGCUAAAUAAAGAUUGCCAGGUGCAUGCUACGCUCAUCUCAAUGGAUGGAUUCCAUUUGUCACGCAAAGCUUUAGACCAACUACCAGAACCCCAGCAAGCACAUGUCCGUCGCGGAGCACCGUGGACGUUUGACGUCUCACGCUUUGUGACUUUUAUGCAUCAACUUCGUGCCUGGUCAGAUCAGACACCGCUGGUACCGCCAUCGUCAGUGACUUGGCCUGCCACGGACAUUAUCUGGGCACCGGCGUUCGAUCAUGAAGCAAAAGAUCCAGUCGAAGAUGGAAUUUCCAUUACACCCAAUGCAUCUAUCAUUAUUGUUGAGGGAAACUACUUGCUUCUCGACGAGCCGGGUUGGCGAGACUUGGCAACGCUAGUCGAUUAUCGAGUCUUUGUCGAUACGGAUUUGCAAGAGGCUCGUGAGAGAACCGCGAAGCGCCAUGUGUGUGCCGGCAUUGAGAAGACACUGGAAGAUGGUUACCGGCGCGUGGAUAGUAAUGACUAUCUCAAUGCAUUGUGGAUCCAGGAGAAGCUCCUUGUGCCUGACCUGGUGAUGAAAAGCAUCCCAGUGAAUGAGAUCAGAUUGAUUUAG